AUGGAUUCCACCGUUACCAAGGAGGUGGCUACGGAGCUUCUCCCAAUCAUCAGAGUCUACAAAGAUGGCACCGUCGAGCGACUUAUGGCCUCCCCCAUAGUUCCACCAUUUCCGGAAGGAGACCCACAAACUGGAGUCUUAUCCAAAGACAUAAGCUUCAGCAUCACCCCAGACUCCAGUAUCUCCGCCAGACUCUACCUCCCAAAACUCCCGGACCAGCAAUCCCAUAAGCUACCUAUCUUAGUCUACUUCCAUGGCGGCGGAUUCUGCAUCGAAUCCGCCUCCUCCUUCCUCGUCCACCGCUACCUCAACAUCUUGGUCUCCCAAGCUAAAGUGGUUGUUGUGUCCGUUGAUUACAGGCUCGCUCCUGAGCACCUUCUACCCAUCGCCUAUGACGACUGCUGGGAUGCUCUCAAUUGGGUCGCGUCACACUCCGCCAGAGGCGCGACUGAUAAAGAACCGUGGCUGCUGGAAUAUGGCGACUUCGAACGACUCUUCAUUGGCGGCGACAGUUCUGGAGGCAACAUCGUUCAUAACAUGGCCAUACGGGGCGGGGUUAGAAUUUCAGGAGCGUUUCUGGUGGACCCCUAUUUUUGGGGUUCAAAGCCAAUCGGGUCCGAGCCGAAGGAAGGACAUGAAGAGAGUUUACUUUCUCGGCUAUGGAAGUUAGUGUAUCCGUCUAGUGGGCUGGAUGAUCCACUGAUCAAUCCGGUUGGUCCCGGAGCGCCGAGUUUGGCGGGGCUCGGGUGCUCUCGGAUGCUUGUUUGUGUUGCUGAGAAGGAUAUAUUGAGGGACAGAGGGGUUGCGUACAUUGAUGCAGUGAGAACAAGUGGGUGGGAAGGAGAUGUGGAUCUGUUCGAAGCUGAGGGAGAGAACCAUGGUCAUCAUAUCUUCUAUCCAGAAACUGACAAAGCCAAGGAAAUGUUCCAACGCUUGGCUUCUUUUCUAAACCACUGAAAUUUCUCUCUUCUUUUCUGAAUUUCAAUGUGCAAUAACAACUCAAGAAAUAAGAGCUUCCUUCCAUGUA
This is a messenger RNA of Vitis vinifera (wine grape), 1027 nucleotides long. Its product is annotated as 2-hydroxyisoflavanone dehydratase. Lineage: Eukaryota; Viridiplantae; Streptophyta; Magnoliopsida; Vitales; Vitaceae. The coding region runs from base 1 to 957 and encodes 318 amino acids. Gene Ontology annotation, molecular function: hydrolase activity. The transcript has a single exon. The record is from RefSeq and is a predicted model, not a curated record.